GCCAUACUCACGCUGGUGGCCACCGUCCAGUCUGCAGCGGUCAGCCUUACAGAUCGCCAUCCUGUUAACUGACUAACUUCAGGCAUCUCCCCGAACACUGUAGAGUUGUGAAGCGUGCCUUCCAGACUAGUAAGCUAAGCACGAAUACGGUACCUGAAAUCAACCCGCAAACAAAGUUGUGUGUUGUAUUUUGGCCGUAAAGCAGAGAAUCUGGGUCACACGUUUGCUGUCACUAGUGAGAUGCGACACAAAGCCUAUCCUGAUGCCUUGAUACAGAAACGCUCAACAAGCGCACAAUUCCACCCAAGCCAACCGCAAGCCAGUCGCACACCAGGACCCAGCCACGACAAAAUACACCCAUAUAAUGGUCGACCCUGACGCGCCAGACAUGGAACUACCUCUGUUCCUCCACUUUCUGCAUUACAAAAUCUACGACUUGCAACCAGACUGUCCCGGACCGGACCCCGAAGUGCAGGCAAGCUACAUGCUACUCACUCCGCUUUCCGUCUCUCAACACCGCUAUAUAUUGCUUGUGUACAGGCAGCCGCCGAACUACACGCCGACUCCUAUCGACCCUGUCACGCUUGUGGCGCAUGCGCCCUUCAAUCUUCAGCAAUAUGCUGCUGACAACAAGCUUGAGCUUGUUGGUGGCAACUUCAUGCAGGAGGGUCUCAGCAACGUGCUUUCAGCGCCGUGAGCUGUUGAACGAACAUGUAGCAUACUGCCUCUGUAUAAGGGUAUCCGGCACGCAUGCGUACCUGUGAGAUGAGAUGUGUAUGGUACCAUGUGUAUGCAAAUACUCAUAUUGAAUAGCAGCAUCUGUCACGAGGUC
Messenger RNA from Pseudovirgaria hyperparasitica, 832 nucleotides. RefSeq lists its product as uncharacterized. The coding region runs from base 365 to 697 and encodes 110 amino acids. The transcript has a single exon. The record is from RefSeq and is a predicted model, not a curated record. Lineage: Eukaryota; Fungi; Ascomycota; Dothideomycetes; Acrospermales; Acrospermaceae.